Molecule: messenger RNA, 1326 nt
Organism: Tetrahymena thermophila SB210
Lineage: Eukaryota; Ciliophora; Oligohymenophorea; Hymenostomatida; Tetrahymenidae
Product: tubulin/FtsZ family, GTPase domain protein
Exons: 3
Biological process (GO): mitotic cell cycle; microtubule cytoskeleton organization
Cellular component (GO): cytoplasm; microtubule
Molecular function (GO): GTP binding; structural constituent of cytoskeleton
Source: RefSeq, a predicted model, not a curated record
AUGUCGAUAGUAUGUGUACAAUUAGGAUAGUGUGGCAAUUAACUUGGUAAUUCUUUUUAUGAUUUCCUAAUAAAUGAAUGCUAAAAUUCAUCUCCUGCUGCAUAAGCAACACUUUUAGACACAUUUUUUUACUAGAAAGAAGAAAAAUCAGGUGUUAAAAAUUAUGCUAAAUCACUUUUAAUUGAUAUGGAACCUAAGGUUGUAUAAUCUUGUUUGAAUUCUCAUUAAAAUGAUGUUUGGGAAUUUGAUCCUACAAAUUGUUUUACAUAGUAGGAAGGUUCUGGUAAUAAUUGGGCUUAUGGUUAUAAUGUACAUGGAUUAAAAUGUAGAGAUAAAAUUCUAUAAACUUUUUAAAAAUUGCUAGAAUAAAUUGACUUUUGUGAAGGAAUAUUUUUAUUAUAAUCUUUGGCUGGAGGUACUGGAAGUGGAUUAGGGUCGUUUAUACUUGAAAUGAUAAAUGAUGAAUACCCUGAGUUAAAUAAAAUGAAUGUAUGUGUUGCUCCACAUUUGACAGGAGAAGUUAUACUCUAAAGUUAUAAUUGUGUCCUUACAAUAACAAGCUUAUAUUAAAAUACAGAUGGGAUUAUUUUAGUUGAGAAUGAUAAGAUUGAAGAAAUAUGCAAUAAGCUGCUCAAUCUUAAAAGACCUUCUUUAAAUGAAAUGAAUAGAGUUAUUGCUCAUCAGCUUUCUUCUGUACUCUUUCCUGUACUACCAGAGUCUCAAAAAAACUCAUCUGGUUAGUAAUAACAAGUUAAUUACUUUUCUAGCCUCCAAAAUAACUUUAGAUAUUUUAAUGAUAUUUAUGAUUUGUUACUAACAGAUCCAAGAUAUAAAAUUUUGAGUAUAAGAAAUGUUCCACAAAUGCCUGAUGCUAGUAAAAGUUUUUAAAAUGAUUAGUGGUCUGCUUUAGAAAAAAGGAUAUUUUAAAUGUAAAUAAGUAAUAGUAUGGAAAGUAAUAUUAAUUGGAGUAAAAAGAUAGAUUCUGGUAUUAGGAGUUUAGGAAAUAUACUAAUUGGGAGAGGGAUAGAUGUUUAAAAAUAAAAGUUUGAAAUGUUUGCAGAGCCCUUAAUUUAUAAGAAUUAGAGGGUAAAUUAUAGGUACUAUAAAGAUUCACAUCAAUUCAAUAACAAUGAAAAGAGUAUAUCGAUGAUUUCUAAUUCGUAAUUUUGUGUAGAGCCACUUUAAACUAUUUCCAAUAGAGCUCAUUAAAUGUAUAGAGAAAAAGCAUAUUUAUAUUAAUAUGAAAAAUAUGGCAUCUCUCAAGAAGAAUUUUUUUAGAGUCUUGCUAUUUUUGAUUAGAUUCUAUUCAACUAUCAAUCUAUUUGA